Oncorhynchus kisutch (coho salmon) is the source of this 6640-nucleotide messenger RNA. RefSeq names its product synaptic vesicle glycoprotein 2Ca (gene sv2ca). Bases 547 to 2760 code for a protein of 737 amino acids. NCBI's taxonomy places the organism in Eukaryota, Metazoa, Chordata, Actinopteri, Salmoniformes, Salmonidae. Gene Ontology annotation, cellular component: synaptic vesicle membrane. The record is from RefSeq and is a predicted model, not a curated record. The transcript is spliced from 13 exons. Gene Ontology annotation, molecular function: transmembrane transporter activity. Gene Ontology annotation, biological process: transmembrane transport; chemical synaptic transmission.
CUCUGGACAGCUCUGGCCCAAGUCAAGCACUACAGUCCGUCGCAGUGUUUCACGUCAUGCUCCCUCUAACUACAUUGUUCCAUUUCACGGAAUUGCCGGCAUCACUCAAUUAAAUACAAUUAUUGAUUGCACUCUCUCCUAGCUCUCCCCGUCCCUCCUACUUCUCCCUCUCUCGUUUCUUUCCUGAAGUACUGCAGGGAGAGAACAGCAUCGAAAAAAACACCAUCAGACAGCAACUACCUCAGUUCUACAGUGGGACACCAGCCCAUUUACAUUCACAAGACACAAGCAACUCGCCUGGUGCAAUGGCUAACAACCAGCGAAAUCCACUUUUCCUCUCUCCUUAAACAACGCUUGACCAAUGAACACCACAGCCAGUGAGGGUAACUUCCUGUUGUGACUGCAGACUUCAGGGUUUUCCCUGUUGCAUCUCCAGACCCACCACUCUGAUCUGCUCCCAAACCUCUCUGCCUGAUUCCAUCCAUCUCCCUCCGCCCUCUUCUUACCCCCCUGUACUCCCACCCCUGAACGUCCAUCAGAGCUAAAAUGGACGACAGCUACGAAAGCAGGACUUCCUUAGUGAAGGGGGCCAAGGACAUCGUCAAGGAGGCCAAGCGGCACGCUGUGAAAAAGGUCAACAAGGUCGUGGACAGCACCACAGACGAGUACUCCCAGCGCAAAUACAGCCGUUUCGAGGACGAGGUGGACGAGGGGGACGACUUUUACCGUAACCCUCCCAGGCAGGACGGAGGCUACAAUGACAACGACCAGGCCAGUGAUGCCAGCGACGCCACAGAGGGCCAUGAUGACGAAGAUGAGAUCUACGAAGGGGAGUACCAGGGAAUCCCAGCGGCCGGAGACAGGCGGGCCAGGGAGGGGCAGGUGGCUCUGGGGCAGCCCGUCACAGACAGCCUGAAGGACCGUAAGGAGCUGGAGCAGGAGAGGCAGGCGGACGAGGAGGAACUGGCCCAGCAGUAUGAGCUGAUCAUCCAGGAGUGUGGCCACGGCAGGUUCCAGUGGCAGCUGUUCCUGGUGCUGGGCCUGGCCCUCAUGUCGGAUGGGGUGGAGGUGUUCGUGGUGGGGUUCGUUCUACCCAGCGCCGAGACGGACAUGUGUGCUCUGGGUGGCUCCAACUCCAGAUCUGGAUGGCUAGGCAGUAUUGUGUACCUGGGGAUGAUGGUGGGGGCGUUCUUCUGGGGGGGCAUGUCGGACAAGGUGGGCCGCAGACAGUGUCUGCUCAUCUGCAUGUGUGUGAACGGCUUCUUCGCCUUCCUCUCCUCCUUCGUUCAGGGUUAUGGCAUCUUCCUACUCUGCCGCGUGAUCGCAGGCUUUGGAACAGGGGGAGUUGUACCCAUCGUCUUCUCCUUAUUUGCGGAGGUGCUGUCCAGAGAGAAGAGAGGGGAGCACCUGAGCUGGCUCUGCAUGUUCUGGAUGAUUGGAGAGAUCUAUGCUUCAGCCAUGGCCUGGGCCAUUAUACCACACUACGGCUGGAGUUUCAGUAUGGGUUCUGCCUACCAGUUCCACAGUUGGAGAGUGUUUGUGGUCGUCUGCGCCCUGCCCUGCGUUUGUGCUGUUGUGGCUCUCACUUUCAUGCCCGAGAGCCCCAGGUUUUACCUGGAGGUGGGGAAGCACGACGAGGCUUGGAUGAUCCUCAAGCAGAUCCAUGACACCAACAUGCGAGCGCGUGGGCAGCCGGAGAAAGUCUUCACCGUGAACAGAAUCAAGAUCCCCAAGCAUUUGGAUGAGCUGGUGGAGAUUAAAUCAGAGUCGGGGAACCCAGUCUCCAAGGCCCUCUUCAGGUCCAAGACAGAGCUAUGUGGGAUCUGGGUUAACUUUAUGAAGUGUUUCGACUACCCUCUGAAAGAAAGCACUAUCAAGCUAGCUAUUGUUUGGUUUACGCUGUCAUUUGGGUACUACGGCCUGUCUGUGUGGUUCCCUGACGUCAUCAAGCACCUCCAGGCAGAUGACUACGCCUCCAAGGUGAAGAUCCACAGCAACGAACGCAUCGAGGACUUCACCUUCAAUUUCACCAUGGAGAACCAGAUCCACACCAAUGGUGUCUUCAUCAACGACAGAUUUGUUAAUAUGAAGUUGAAGUCCGUCACCUUCAUUGACUCCACCUUCCGUAACUGCUACUUUGACGACGUGACCUCGGUGGGAUCCUACUUCCGGAACUGUACCUUCAUCGAGGCGUUCUUCUACAACACUGACAUCGAUGACUCCAAACUGAUAGAUGACACAGAGGUGAUCAACAGCACGUUUCACCACAACAAGACGGGCUGUCAGAUGACAUUUGAUGACGACUACAGCGCCUACUGGGUCUACUUCAUCAACUUCCUUGGAACUCUGGCUGUUCUGCCCGGCAACAUCGUCUCAGCACUGCUCAUGGAUAAAAUCGGACGCCUUUCCAUGUUAGGUGGCUCCAUGGUUCUGUCAGGGAUCAGUUGUUUCUUCCUGUGGUUCGGCACCAGUGAGUCGAUGAUGAUCUUCAUGCUGUGCCUUUACAACGGCCUGAGCAUAUCAGCCUGGAACUCACUGGACGUGGUCACCACAGAGUCCUUCCCUACAGACAGAAGAGGGACAGGUUUUGGGUUCUGUAACGCUUUGUGUAAGCUGGCUGCAGUGUUGGGAAACCUGAUCUUUGGUUCUCUGGUUGGCAUCACCAAGUCCAUCCCCAUCCUCCUGGCCUCAUCUGUGCUGGUGUGUGGAGGCCUGGUGGGGCUCCGGCUGCCUGAUACCAGGGCCAACGUACUGAUGUAGCCCCAGGAAGGACCACCUGGCCUGUGGAAGACUUGGGCCAAACCUGGUGCAAAGGGUUUGCUUCAAACAUGUCCUAUGGAUGUUUGAGAUUUGAUUUGCUUAUUGCCGCUUGUGGUCUCAAAGGGAGUUCAAUUGCAUAACUCCCCACCCCCACCCCAUAUUGCUACAAAACAGUAUAUCUACUUUCACUUGAUCAAUUUAUGUAUGUACAAGACACAACCCAAGCUCCAGACCAUCUGCACAAUUCCCUGGUGUCAAAGGGAAACUCCUAUUUAUUAUUGAAUGUAAUAUUUGGGGAUGUCCAGGAUGGAAUGAUGUCACUCAAUAUUUUCAUGUUAUUUCAUCAUGAUAUAAUCAUAAGAGUUAGUGGGGUAUAUAUUUUAGUGAAGCUUGUGGCGAGCAUUGUUCAGGGGAAUUGAUGGUCAGUUGUUCAUGACUGAUUGAUGGCCAGGCCAUUGCCUGUGGAUUAUGUCCAUCCAUCCCUGUAUAGUACUGGCUGUGAAGGGAACUACUGUAUAUGGGUCCUGUAGUUGGCUGAAGUAGACUCUAUAUCAGUGUCAAGGCCUGUUUGCUAUGAGCUGGCUUGUGAAGUCAGUACUGAGUUAGUGCUAUGUGAGUUGUAUAGAUGUCAGUAGCGCCUGUUGCUUUGUAUCUUAUGAGCAGUAGCUUCCAGGCAUGUUUGUCUGGAGUCAUUGCAGGGGCAGGGUUAGUGCUGUACAUAUGAAUGCGUUCUUAUUAGGCCAGGACAGAUGGAGGAGAGAGGGGAUAACAAGCUGUUCUGAGCACAGCCACCCUGCAGUGGGAGAGACGGGGGAAUAGAUGAUCAGAAAGACUGGAGACCACACAGCUGCAACACAGCUGGCCUAGACAGACAGGCCCAGGGAGAGAAUAAGGGUAUUUCUGGGCCACCGAGUGUAGAUGGAUCUUUGUCAGGCUUGACGUGUUCUCACAUAAUGUUUCACUUGUAAUGUCUGCUAGAUAUACGCACAUACCCUGAACUGUCAACCAUGAAGAGUCAUGGUGAUGGACAGGUCCUAACUAAGCUAAGCUUCUCCCAGAUAACAUCUGAAACUAUAAUAAUGUGUUUGUUGUCAGUUGUGGCUAUUUAUUUAUUAGUUUACACUGACAGAUGCAUAAAGAUGUGUUUUUAUUACAGUGUUCUGCCCCACUCUACCACAGUCAUAUAUAAACACUCAAUGUCAAAGCCCUUUGCACCAGCUCUCUAGGCCAUAUUGAAUAACUUGAUUUGUUGUUAUUUGAAGUGUACAUACUAAAUGUAUCAAUAUGUUAAUAUUUAUGGUUUUUUUGCGGGUAUGUAUCUGCAGCUGUUCUAAAGAAUUUGUUGGGGGAAAUGUAAGAAUCAAAUUUUUUUGUAUCUACUCUUGUUCUCCACUUCUCCUAUGUGUUGUAUUGUAUGCAGGCUUCCUGAUUGGGAUUUAUUUAUGUUCAGCCUUUGAUUUGGCGUUUCUCUUCGGCACUGACUUUGUAAUGACAUGUCAGGCUGCUUCCUUUUCAAGAUACUGAAUGGCCUUUUAUUUUUUUUAAAUGUGCCUCUUCUUCACCGGAACGUUCUCCUCAUAGACAACAGAACAGGAGACUGAAGGGUACAGGAGGUAAACAGGAAGUGAACUCUGUGUGUGUGUGUGUGUGUGUGUGUGUGUGUGUGUGUGUGUGUGUGUGUGUGUGUGUGUGUGUGUGUGUGUGUGUGUGUGUGUGUGUGUGUGUGUGUGUGUGUGUGUGUGUGUGUGUGUGUGUGUGUGUGUGUGUGUGUGUGUGUGAUGUCCCUUCACAUUGUGACGUGUAAAAGGUACAACCUCCAUAUCAGUUUAAAAAAAGAUGCCCUCCCCUCAGAUGAAGUUGGAAGACAAUAUUAUUUUAAAACUGGAUUGGAAAAUAUCAAAUGUUAUUUAGAGCAAUAAGUAAGUAGUAAGUAAGUAAGUUAGUAACUGCUUGCAUAAGAGUGACCCCCCCCCCCACAGGAUGUAAUUGAAGUGAAAUGACGUGAAAACAACGUUGAUUCAACCAGUGUGUGCCCAGUGGGAAUGCAUUUGCGUGGAUAUUUUAAGCAAUAUUUAAACAGUUUUACAACAUUGAGUAAACUAUUCCAGUGCUUGUUAUUUAAAAAAAACACCUGUGACAAUUUGGAAGACAUUUUGGAAUCAGUAACAAAACAGUAUUUUUCUAAAUGUUGUACACAUAAUUCAGUACGUAGCACAUGUUUAAAUCUUUUCACUGUAUAAUGGCAUUUCAUUAGUGCUGUACACUGCAUCAUUUUUCACUCUCUAAAUUCUCACCCAAAGUUGACAAAUGCGUCUGACGUUGAUAAGGCAUCCUGCAGAUAGCUGUCGUUACUGUAAGCAGUAUGAUCACCAGACCUCAGUCACAGGUCUACAUCUCUACAUGGCUCCUUAGUAUUAUCUAUGGCUUACUGCCUGUGUAGCUCUCCUGUUCCCGUGUGUGUUGUAUCUGUGAGUAUAUUGUAGUGUUCGUAGUCCACUGUAUCAAAACUGCGGUCUGCUUGCCCCCUCCAUAUUUUAGCUUUACAUCAUCUCGGAUAUGGUAAAGUCUGUUUGCUGAUUGUUUGCUUCUUGGUAUGCACUACAAAUGAUCUGACUUGUUGAUGAUUUCAUGAUUUUAUAAGUGAUGACAUAAUCAAUGGAACUUGAGUAUUUAUAGUAGUAGUAACAACAUUCUGAUUGGGCUUGUGUCAAACCAAAGCUACUGACUGACUACUGUUACCAUCUCAGCAGUGUAGUGCAUACAAUAAGAUACCAGUUAUUUAUGAACAAGGGUUGCAGCUGUAUGGUGGUACUGGAUGUGUUAAACCUAGCGUCUUAGCCUAAUUGUGACAGCAUUGCCUGUGGUAUCUUACAAAGGAUAAAUAAGUGUCUCUCUUUUUUGUGUGGGUGUGUGGUUUGGAUUCACCAUCAUUGUGGGGACCAGAAGUCCUCACAAGGAUAGUAAAAACAAGGAAAAUCUGGACAGGUAUGGACAUUUCGCCAGUCCCCACAAGGAAAAUUCCUAUGUUUGACUUAGAGGUUAGGUUAGGGAUAAGAGUUAGGCUUAGUUUUAGGGUUAACGUUAGAGUUAGGUUAAGGGUUAGGGAAAAUAGGAUUUUGAAUGGGAAUAAAUAGUUUGGUUCCCACAAGGAUAGUAAAACAAAUGUGUGUGUGUGUGUGUGUGUGUGUGUGUGUGUGUGUGUGUGUGUGUGUGUGUGUGUGUGUGUGUGUGUGUGUGUGUGUGUGUGUGUGUGUGUGUGUGUGUGUGUGUGUAAGUAAGUAUUGUACAUAUCAAUGCUGUGGUUGGUGGACUUCUGAGUUAAAUCUGUAUGCUUUUUGAUUGACUGAUGCCUCUCCAGCUGUGUUCAAGCGAUAAAUCCAUCUAUCCAUGUUCUACGUCUGUGUUUCCUUGGCUAAAAGCCACAUGUCCUCUACUACUGUGUGUACAAACUUGCAUGUGUGUAUGAAACUUCUCUUUUUUUGUGCUCAACUUUGUGUUCUUAUUGUAUUCUUCUGCCAGAAGAAGAGAAAAUGUAGAUUUUUGGAAGAAAAAAAGUGGAUGUAUCACUCGUUAGUUUUUUGGGGACAUUUUUUUAAGUGAACAAUGGUGUGGGCUCAGAUGAACAAAGGUGUGGGCUCAGAUGAACAAAGGUGUGGGCUCAGAUGAACAAAGGUGUGUACAUUAUUGUGAAGGGCAUGCCAAUUGUGGGAUGACUGUAUGUACAGACGUCUAUAAACAUGAAGCUGUGUAGAGAAAUAUUUGCCAAAUGAUGCCCUGGGAAUAUUGUUUUAAUUAAAGGAGAAUGGCAGGAAUUGCAAAUAGUGCUGCUUAUGAGCAUCAAGUAUAUGAAAUAAAGAUUUAUGUUCUCUAGCAAAUUCAA